Molecule: messenger RNA, 943 nt
Organism: Pungitius pungitius (ninespine stickleback)
Lineage: Eukaryota; Metazoa; Chordata; Actinopteri; Perciformes; Gasterosteidae
Exons: 3
Coding region: 262-588 (108 amino acids)
Source: RefSeq, a predicted model, not a curated record
AAAUCACCGUCUGCGGUAGAUGUGUUUUGUGAGAGACGUUCACGCCGGCAGCAAACGAGGAGGAGAAGGAGAGCCGCCGAGGAUGAGAUUGGAGACACUUGGGGAGGUAAUGAAGAAGCCAAUUUCUUCUCGCCGUACCUUGCUCCUGGCUGUGUAGCUCGCUCGCUCACUCCCUCCCUCACUCACCCGAGCUGCUGCGCGGACUCCGUCAUCAAAACACUCACACUCACACUCAGUCUCACACUGGAGGAAACAUUCAAGAUGCAGCAGCAAGAGAGAAUGUCUUCUGAUUCCCUGUCAGAUGUGCCGUGUCCAUCGAGACCGUGGAUGUCCCGAGGACACCCCUGCGAGGAGCAGACGGCGAGGAACCCCAAGUGGCGGGUGGCGGGCGACUGUCAGAUGCUGCUGCUGAGCGAGGAGGAGGUGAUCCGGUCCUUGUUUUUGCAGGAGAGGCGCUCUGCGUCGUGCAAGGGCCACCUGCUGCGACGCACCAUCAGCGUUCCGGUGGAAACGCAGUUCCCAGAGUUCCACAGCCAGCUGUCCACCGAGAGCGGUGAGAAGCCCGAGGGCAUUCCUCCUCUGCAGUGACCCCACACACACACACACACACACACAUGCAGACACAAAAUUACAACGAUGAGCAACCACUCAUUCCACAUGAUUAUUGACAUAUAAAAGGUUUAUUAUUUAGACUUUUUUUAAAGGCCACUCAAUAGAAAGUUGAGACAUUGAGGCACUUAUGUGCAAAUACUCGCUCCGCACAAAGGUCACAUGUAACUCAACUCCGGGCUCUUCUUUCUGCUCCUCGGUGACACUCGCAUUACUCUCGUGCCCGGGGUGAUAAGCCUUUUGAUAUAUCGGAUCCUCUUGUUAAAUCCGCCGCACGACCACUAGAUGGAGAGCUUGCCGCUCCAAUCGGGCCUCAAGACGCCCACUGAGAACG